AUGAUCGGAGCAACGAUUUUCGCCGCGAUAUUUUUGGGUGUCCUCGUGCACUUUUAUAAGAAAGCUUACAAAAGACAUGAGAACUUUCCACCCGGCCCACCGAGCCUCCCAGUAUACGGCGCAUACUGGUUGAUACUGUUGAAAGGUCUGAAUAACCUACCGACCGCUUUCAUAAAAUUUGCGAAGGAGUACAAAACCAAAGUGGUGGGAUGCUAUCUAUCCACAAUACCCACGAUCGUUGUGAACGAUCCAGCCUUGAUCAAGGAAGUGCUUAAUCGAGAGGAGUUCGACGGACGAAUGGAUGUGAUCCUCGGCAGACUACGCUCUUACUGGAAAAAGCUGGGUAUAUUCUUCACGGACGGGUACUUUUGGCACGUCCAGCGACGUUUUACGUUGAGGCACAUGCGGGAUCAUGGAUUCGGUAAACGCGACGAUACACUGGAAUCGACAAUAGCACACGAGAUUAAAGAAAUGAUUGACAUGUCGAUCAAUGGGCCAAAGUAUCCCGCUGAAAACGAACUUGUGAAGGGGGACUUAAUCCAUCUACCACAUUUCCUUGCCGUGCCGUUCAUCAACGGUGUGUUACACAUAAUUGGAGGAAUGACUGUUCCAAGGUCCGAAUACCAUAGUCUGUGGACUAUGGCUAGAGGAGCGCUCCUAUUUCAACGCAGCUCUAAUGAUCUUGGCGCCGCCCUCACUUUAACGCCCUGGCUUAAAGACGUCAUGCCAAAGUUCAGCGGAUACAAGGAUUUAAGGGAUGGAAACCAAGCCCUCCUCGAUUUCUUCACGAAAUUUAUCAAAGAAGCCAUGAACACGUAUAAUGAAGGUUACGACCGCCAUUUUCUCGACAUGUACAUUAGGAAGAUGCGGGAGGAGAUGAAACAAAAUAAGACAACUUAUUCGGAGGACCAGCUGGUUCUGAUUUGCACAGACUACAUGUUCCCGGCUGCCUCGGCGGUACAAGCUGCCCUUACGAUGUUGUUGGAACGACUGCUUUUGCACCCGGAGAUUCAGGAUAAAGUGCACGAGGAAAUCGACCGCGUGGUCGGUCGUGACCGUAUGCCCACAAUUGACGACCGUAAGAAUAUGCCUUAUACCGAAGCUUGCAUCAGGGAGGUGCUGAGGAUAGAUACUAUAGUACCCUUGGGAGUGUCACACCGCGCCAUGUCCGACACUAAACUUGAUGGUUACGAUAUACCUGAAGGAACAAUGGUAAAUCUUAAUUUCGUAACACUGCACAUGAGUAAGGAGAUAUGGGGAGACCCAGAGAACUUCCGACCUGAACGUUUCAUUGUCGACGGUCAAAUCGAUCUUAGUAAGGAUAAAACUUUACCGUUCGGAACAGGGAGAAGAGUCUGUGCAGGCGAAACAUAUGCACGUCAGAGUAUGUUCCAAGUGUUCUCUAGCUUUAUGCAAGCGUUCAAAGUGUCACCCGCGGAUGGCAGGCCUCCAAAGAAACCGGUAACAAGGCUGCAAGGCAUAAUCACAUCAAUACCAGAUUUCUGGAUUAGAGUCACACCGAGAAUU
Molecule: messenger RNA, 1527 nt
Organism: Iphiclides podalirius (scarce swallowtail)
Lineage: Eukaryota; Metazoa; Arthropoda; Insecta; Lepidoptera; Papilionidae
Source: the annotation of a GenBank genome assembly